AGAAAAACACAAAAUAUUUGUAGUUUUUGUGUUCAUUUGUUUCAAUGAGUUUGCAUUCAAUUGAAUUGUUUUUCAUUUCAUAAUUCACUUAAUUUUGUGCACAAAAUGUCUUCACUAUCAGUGAACGUAUCGGUGGAACCGUUAGAUGAAUAUCAGGUGCAAGAAAUCACAUACGAUGGACAGGAGAAGUAUAUUCAACCGCUUUCGAUGUCCGAGAAUCUGACGAAAAUGGUUCAGAAGAUAGACUUCGCGAAGAUUGACACCGAAGCCAGUGAUGGCACGAAUGGUGUGGAAGCCAUGGAUGAGACACCAGAAGUGGAGUCGAAAGAGUUGGCGACUUUCCAGCCCUCCCUCUGGCCCUUCGACUCCAUCAGAAAUAAACUCAAACAAGCGUUGACUGAAGUGACAGUUCUUUACGACGUCCUCAAUCCCGUAUCUCAAGAGCCCAUCGAAAACAAACCGAUCACUGCUUUGGUCGCCAAGAAAAAGGCAUUGGCGACUGUGGCCACCAUUAUAUCCAAUGGUUGCGAUCGCAUGCGUUCGGCACAAACGGAGGCCAAUCGGAACCGAUCGACAGAUUUUCAUUCAGAACUCUUUCAGAUGAGACAGAACUGGAGGUUAAGAAAGAAAGAAAAUUCAAUUCUCGGAGAUCUUAGUUAUCGAAGCGCCGGAUCACGUUUUCCACAUUCGGGUACUUUUGAAGUGACCAAAAACGAAGAGCAGUGCACUUCCGGCACGGGUUCGCGCGCCAGUGCUCUCAAAGUGAAGGUGCCGUCAGAUCUAGAGGGCGGCAGCUUUUUUCAGGUCAAAACACAAAAAGACAACGAAGUGAUAGGUGAUGGCGAGGCAUCGGUACCCAUACCUCCUGUCUUGCAGUCCAAUGUGGACCUCAAUUGGCAUCAAAAGCUGGAAAACGCUCAAAACGUUUUGUUCAAUAAAGAACUGUUUGCACAGUUAGCUCGAGAAGCAGUUCAGUUGCAA
Messenger RNA from Oppiella nova, 981 nucleotides. The record is from the annotation of a GenBank genome assembly. NCBI's taxonomy places the organism in Eukaryota, Metazoa, Arthropoda, Arachnida, Sarcoptiformes, Oppiidae.